AGCAGUCUCAUUUGAGCAUGGACCCUUGGUCUAUCGCCUCUAUAACUAUAUGUCAGUUCUUCAGUGAUAGUGUUUAAUGUGUGUUUAGUUCUCUUAAACGCGAUAUCUGGUUUCAACAUAAAGAAACAAAUAGUUUCUAAAUUUUAAGAUCUGAUAUUCUUCAUUUACAAAAUGACAAUGGAAGAACGUUCCUGUGGCCGUGAACGUGAAACACCUGUUAUUUCAACAACUACAAUCUUAUCUUCAACUUCUUUGUCUGAUGAUACAUCUAAAAAUACUUCGAAUUCUCCUCAAAAAGUUAAUAAACGAUCCUUUGAUGUCGCUUUUUUGGUAGCACCGGAUGAGAACCUUUCAAAACGUCAAAGCGAGAAAGUCAGCGUAGUUUGUGUUAAUAAAUUGACAGAUAUGACUAAUGAUUAUUUUCGCCAUUCUAUAAUGGGAAAUCGACAUGACUGUGAAGGACAGGAGAAAUCAUCUCAAAAAGUAACUAAAAAGCAAUCUGAAAAUCAUAGAAAGAGGUUACAUCAAUAUCCAGAAGACUGUUUUAGUUGUUCUUAUAUUUCUUCAAAAACAGUAAGUCCAGUAUUAACAAGAAUUUCUUCAGAACAAAAUGUAGAACUUUAUACUCAUGCCAGAUCACAAAAAAGUAAUACUUUGCCAAGUCUCUCUCAGGAUUCGCAAAAUAUCUUGGGGAGGUAUGUGGAUAUGAUUGAACCAAUUGGAUUAACUUGUUCAACAUCAUGUUCGGAAGGAAUUGGUGAAUCAAAAAGCGCAUUUACUAAAGUAUCAUUGAAUUCAUCAAGAAACGGUUUCGAUGAUGAACAAACAUCUCCUAGAUCAUCGAUUUCACCAGACGGAGCAAGCUAUCAAAGCAGUAUUAGUCCACCUGUUCUCCCUUUGUCAGGAAAUUCUACCUUCAAAUGUUGUUCAUUACCUACAAAAAUAACAUAUCCAUUCUUAAUGGGACCGGAUGCACAAAAGUCUAGUUUUUUGGAUAAUAUAAAGACUUCACAAACACCAAAGAUACAUAAUCAAAUGUAUCCCAGCCUACCAUAUAAUCCAAUUUCCGUUUUCCCUCAAAUAAGCGACACUCUCUCAAGACCUAGAUUCCUAACAUCUACUGGUAGUGUAACAGGACUAUUACCAGCAUCUUUAGCAGCGCUGACACUUCCAGCUCAAAACGUGUGCGCCAAAUGUAAUCUUUCAUUUCGUAUGACUUCAGAUUUAGUUUAUCACAUGAGAUCGCAUCAUAAAAAUGAAACUUUGGGGGAAUCAUCGAGAAGACGACGUGAAGAGAAACUUAGAUGUCCAGUUUGUGACGAAAGCUUUAGAGAAAGGCACCAUCUUACACGUCACAUGACGGCACAUCAAGAUAAAGAAAGUGAUGCAAUGGUUGAUCAAGUAGAAGUCAAGAGAAGAACUGCUCCCAUUCAUAGCAAGUGACAUAGCAAAUUUUAGUCCACGAAUAAUUUUCAUUCACAAGGUAUCAUUAAAAACUUUAAAUCAAUACGUAUAAGAUCUCAUCUUUAGGUGAGUUUGUGAUCUUACAUAAUACAUUAUUAUAGGAUAUUACAAAAAAAGUUACUUUUCAACACAGAAACUUGCAAUAUAAAAGUAGUUUUAACAGAUUCACAAUCAUUAGAAAAAUUUCUAUUUCAAACAACUAUUUUUCCUUAAGUCGGUAAUAAUAUUCAAGUACUUUAAAUUUUCAAAAUAUUACACUGAUGCACAAGAAAACAAGUUGUCUGUUUAUUAAUCCUCAGAUGGUAAAUUCAAACGGUCUACACUUUUUGACAAAAAUUAUAAAGUUAGAAAACCGCAGUUCUCAAAGUGAAAAGUCUGUGAAAAGCGAAGUCAGGAUAUUUACAGAGGGUCCAUUACGUAACUAUUAUGCAUUCCAUUUUUUACUUUCCGCAUUCCGCAAUGUACUUUUCACUUUUCGCAAUCUGUAUUUUGCAUCUCACUUUUUCCCUUUCGCAUUCUACUUUCCACCUUCUGCAUACCACUUUUUGCCUUUCAUAUUCCAUUUUUUUUUCCGCAUUACGGAUUCCACCUUCCGCAUUCUACAUUCCACAUGUGGAAUACGGAAAGUAAAAUGUGCUAUGCCGAGUAGUUACUAAUAAGUUUAGUUUUUUUCCGCACAAGUAUUAUUGUACUAUUUUUAUAUAGAAAUGACGCGAGAUUUAAAAAGACUAACCUAAAAUUAGGUUAACCCAGUAAUGUCUGAAAGUUAAAACUGGAGCAUAUCUAGUUGCUGAAAAUGAAUCCGAAGUCAAAAUUUGCUUUAUUAUCCUCUUUUUUGAAAAAAAUCGAGAAAACUAUCCUUAAUUGAAUACAAAUAAAAAUUAAGAGAUAUGAAAUUGAAAAAACAGGUUGUCUCUUAAAACAGAAAAAUAUAUAUUUUUAAAAGGUAACAAAGUAGAGUGGUUUGUGUUUUUAUUUUUGCCCAUAAAAAUGAAACAAAUUUAAUUUUCAAUAAGUUGAAUGCUCUAAUUUCUAUUAGACAUAAAACCCUAAUUUUCUAUUAUUUUUUCAGUUUUAUGAAAUUUUUUGAGUGAGACUCAAAAUUGA
Molecule: messenger RNA, 2571 nt
Organism: Leptopilina boulardi
Lineage: Eukaryota; Metazoa; Arthropoda; Insecta; Hymenoptera; Figitidae
Exons: 2
Coding region: 172-1443 (423 amino acids)
Biological process (GO): regulation of DNA-templated transcription
Cellular component (GO): nucleus
Source: RefSeq, a predicted model, not a curated record